Molecule: messenger RNA, 896 nt
Organism: Phycomyces blakesleeanus NRRL 1555(-)
Lineage: Eukaryota; Fungi; Mucoromycota; Mucoromycetes; Mucorales; Phycomycetaceae
Exons: 6
Coding region: 96-764 (222 amino acids)
Biological process (GO): protein transport; endosome transport via multivesicular body sorting pathway; late endosome to vacuole transport
Cellular component (GO): ESCRT III complex; multivesicular body
Source: RefSeq, a predicted model, not a curated record
CAAGAAUUUUAUAUUUAAUAUAUAUAUAUAUUAUUAAAAGAAAAGAAAAGAAUUCAUUUGUUCAAUAGACCUUUUUGUUAUCUAGAACCAAUAUAAUGGCUAGCACAUUUAGUAACAUUCAACGCUUCUUUGGAAAAAAGACACCCGAUGAGCUUGUAAAGAAAUGGCGUCAAGAAAUUCGAGGACAGCAACGAGCGAUACAGAGACAAAUCCAGGCUAUUGAUUCAGAAGAGAUCAAGGUCAAGAAGGCAAUCAAACAAGUAGCCAAGAAAGGGGAUGUCAAAAGCUGCAAAAUGCUGGCUAAAGAACUUAUUCGGUCCCAGCGACAUAAGAACAGACUAUACACCAGUAAAGCCCAACUUAACUCGAUUGUUAUGCAGCUUGAACACCAGUUGGCUACACUCAAGGUUGCUGGCACACUUCAGAAGAGUGGUGAGGUUAUGAAACUAGUAAACCAGCUAGUUCGAUUACCAGAAAUUGCACAGUCAAUGCAGCAAAUGUCUAUGGAAAUGACAAAGGCGGGUAUUAUGGAAGAGAUGAUCGAGGACACAAUGGAAAUGAUGGACGAUGAUGACCUUGAGGAAGAGGCCGAGGAAGAAGUCAACAGUGUCCUGUUCCAGAUCACAAAUGGUAUGCUCGGCGAGGCUGGUACAGUGGGACCAGCAAUCGAGAAGCCAGAGGCUGUAUUAGAGUCCGAGUCGGAUGAAGAAGAAGGACCUGAACUUGACAUGAUGCAAAAGCGCCUUCAGGCAUUGAAGGGAUAGGACGCAUGCUCUGGUAUCACAUUUCCCAAUAAUUCUUCUUAUGAAUUAACUUAUCUUUUAACAAUAUAUAUAAUAUAUAUACAAAAUUCACACACCUACAAAUCAAUAAAGUUAACCUGAAAUACUCCCUCU